Molecule: messenger RNA, 1120 nt
Organism: Momordica charantia (bitter melon)
Lineage: Eukaryota; Viridiplantae; Streptophyta; Magnoliopsida; Cucurbitales; Cucurbitaceae
Product: peroxidase 24-like
Biological process (GO): hydrogen peroxide catabolic process; response to oxidative stress
Molecular function (GO): peroxidase activity; heme binding
Source: RefSeq, a predicted model, not a curated record
UUGAUAUAUUUUUUCUGUUCAAAAUCUCUAAAAUGAGAGCUUCAAACCAUGGCUUCCCCCUCUUCUCUUUACUUUUUUUCAGUGUUUUUCUUGCUCUUCAGGUCUCCAAUGGCGCUCUCAUAAAAAACUUCUAUUGGCGAAGCUGCCCCCAAGCUGAGCCAAUCAUCAAAGACGUCACCUUUCGACUUGCUCGGUCAAAUCCCGCUCUCGGCGCUCAACUUUUGAGACUUCAGUUCCAUGACUGCUUUGUUCGGGGAUGCGAUGGAUCGAUUCUAUUGAAUACGGUGGGAGGAAACCAAUCGGAGAAGGAGGCGAGACCGAACCAAUCACUUUUUGGGUUUGAGGCGAUUGACGAGAUCAAGUCGGAGGUUGAGAAGGCUUGCCCGGGAGUUGUAUCUUGUGCCGACAUUCUUACCCUUGCUGCUCGCGAUGCUGUUUCCUUUCCCUUCAAAAAUCAGCCACGGUGGCCCGUCCUCACCGGAAGAAGAGAUGGAAGGAUCUCGCAAUCAUCGGAAGUCGCCGGAAAUAUUCCGUCGCCGUUCUCCGACUUCGCCACUCUUAAGCAAAUCUUCGAGAAGAAAGGCCUUACCGCGAACGAUCUGGUGAUAUUAUCUGGUGGUCACACGAUUGGGGUUGCUCACUGCGGCACAUUCUCUAGGAGGUUGUACAACUUUACUGGCAAGGGAGAUGCUGACCCGUUGUUAGAUCCAAAAUACGCUGACAUGCUUAGACGACAAUGCCCGAACCCGGCCAACACGUCGAUUACGGUGGAAAUGGAUCCACGGAGUUCUCACUCGUUCGAUAGUAAAUAUUUCAAAAUUCUCACUCAGAAAAAAGGUUUGUUUCAGUCUGACGCUGCACUGCUAACCGACGUCGUUUCGUCUCGCCUUGUCGGACAAUUGAGGAAUCCCCUAGUUUUCUCCUUUAGAUUUGCUGACUCCAUGUUGAAGAUGUCUGCCAUUGAAGUUCUCACUGGAACUAAUGGUGAAAUCAGGAAACAUUGUCGUUUUGUCAAUUGAUCAUUAUAUGUAUUUGUGUUAUUGAAGGAAGCUAUCUAUGAAAUUCAUAUUAGUAUGUAUGUAUGCCAAUCGCCAAGGUUGGUUAAUCUUAUGAUAUUAUA